This is a messenger RNA of Humulus lupulus (European hop), 1051 nucleotides long. RefSeq names its product plasma membrane-associated cation-binding protein 1-like. The record is from RefSeq and is a predicted model, not a curated record. Gene Ontology annotation, cellular component: plasma membrane. The transcript is spliced from 4 exons. The coding region runs from base 102 to 731 and encodes 209 amino acids. Lineage: Eukaryota; Viridiplantae; Streptophyta; Magnoliopsida; Rosales; Cannabaceae.
UGUUUCAUUCCUAAUAAACUCUCUCUCUCUCUCUCUCUCUCUCUCUUUGCUUUGCUUAUAAUCAUUUGAUUUUUUAAGAAAGAAUUAAAAAAAAAGAGAAGAUGGGUUAUUGGAAAACUAAGGUUCUUCCCAAGAUCAAGAAGGUUUUUGAGAAGAACGCCACCACUACCAAGAAGGCUGCAGCUGCUGAGGCUUGCAAAUCCUUUGAUGAAUCUAAGGAUGAAAUCAACAAAGAGUUUGAAGAGAAAAAGGGUGAGCUCCAACCCAAGGUUCUCGAAAUCUAUGAAGCUUGUUCUGUUGAAAUCAAGGGCUUGGUGAAGGAACCAAAGGAGGCAGGAAUCAAGAAGAGCUCGGCUGCAGUCCAUAAAUUGCUAGAAGAACUUGCUAAAAUCGAGUUUCCUGGAUCAAAAGCAGUGACAGAAGCAUCGUCAAAGUAUGGUGCGGGGUUGGUGUCAGGGCCAGUCAUCUUUGUGUUCGAGAAAGUAUCAACCUUUGUGCCGGUGGAGGCAGCACCGGUGGUCGGAGAAGAAGAAAAGAAAUCAGAAGAAGAAGUAAUAACAAAAGUAGAGAAGGAGAUUGUGAUUGAAGAGGACAAGAUCCAAGAAGAAGAAGAAAAACCCUCUACAGCUACUACGAGUACUGCUACUACAACCACCACUGCUCCGGCGGCGGAGGAGCCACCCAAGGCGGAGGUGGAAGUGGCGGACCCACCACCACCCAAGCAACCUUGAGAUCAGAUCAUCAUCAUCAUCACCUCUAGCUACUUGAUAUAUAUAAGUAUGUUAUAAGUCUUUAUAUAUAUAUAUAUAUAUAUCUAUGGUGCUAUAAAAAACCAAAAAACAGCAACAAACAUAUCUCUAUCUCAUUCUUUAUUAUUAUUAUUAUUUUUCUAUAUGUGGAUUUCUUCAUCUUGAUUUCUUGUUCAAAGUUUUUGAUAUUUUUCUUUCCUAGCUUCUUCUGUAUUUCUUUUUUGGGAAUUGUGAAUUAUUGUAAUAUUUUGUACAAUUUGGGGGAUUUUUUUAUUAAUUAAUUCUAAGCUCAAUUAAGAUUA